AGAGAGUGUUUGCCCUGUGAUGGACUGGUGUCCCCUCCAGAAAGUAACUUGCCUCGCAUCCUAUACCUCCAUGAUCCUGCAAUGGACAAGCAGUUAAGGGAUCUAUCCGUAUUUUUAUUUUGUAGAUAAGUCAUUUCUUGUAAAAGCAUGGAUAAUUGAAGGAAAAAGUAAUGUUUUCUUCCUCAUGGUACCAGUUGGCCCAAGAGACUGUGAAGAGGCUGUGGUUGUGGCCCCUGCCUCUGAAGCCAUGUUGAGUGUGACCUCUCAGCCGAAAGAGGCCUCGGGUCGGGCCGAGGUUCAUCCUGAGGGCAACCAAGGUGUGCUGGAACCUGCGGAGGCCACGUGUGCAGUGAAGGAGACAAAGAGCUCCCAUGAUUGUGAGAAUCCCCACAAAGGGAGGAGGAGAUGGAUGCUGAAGUGGAAGUGUCGGAGAUCCGUGGACCAAGGUACCCUUCUACCUAGCAAAGGAAACUUGAAGAAGCUGUACACCAAGGGAAAGCUCCUGGGCAAAGGAGGCUACGCGUCCGUCUAUGAAGGGAUCCGAAAGAGCGAUGGACUGCCGGUAAAGGGGCACAUUGCCACUAUAGCCCAGGCAUUAAUCCCACACUGCAUUCCCAAAUUAAAUUUGGAUUGCACUCAUUUCAAGGUGUAUGGUGGUCUUGCCAGAUUUAAACCAGAAUUAUCAUCGAUUUGUCAUGAAUGGUGGUAUGUGAGUUUGAUCCAAUUUCCCUCCUGUACCAUAUCCUCCUCACAGCCUGUAUGGAAGGAGCACCUUCCAGUGGAAGUUGCUAUGAUGAAGCUGGUUAAUGCUGCACCUGCCAGCCCUUAUGUCCUCAAUCUCAUUGAGUGGUUUGACAUGACAUUGAAAUAUGCCUUGGUGCUGGAAAGACCCCAGGCCUGCCAAAGCCUGACACACUUCUGCAAAGUCCAGGGGGGCAAGUUGAUGGAAGAGCAGGCUCGGCCUGUGAUGCAGCAGGUGAUCAAGGCGCUGAGGCACUGCCAGGACAGGGGUGUUGUGCACCGAGACCUGAAGCCUCCGAACCUACUGAUCCAGCCCGAGACACUGCAGGUUAAAUUGAUAGACUUUGGCAGCGCGAUACUUCUGAAAGAUGCUGAAGGCCAAAAAAUUGUAGAAUCUCUUACAGGGACAGAGUUCUACAUGCCACCAGAGGUGUUCGUGCAUCGUCAGUACCUGCCCAGCCCAGCCACAGUCUGGUCCAUUGGGGUGACGCUGUACAAGCUGGUGGUCGGCUCCCUGCCCUUCAUCAGCAGAUGUGACAUUAUGUCUUGCAAAGUCUGCCUCCAACCUGGAAUGUCAAAUGAAUGCCAAGAUCUGAUCACAUCCUGCUUGCAGCUCAAACCAGCAAACCGUCCCACACUAGAUCAGAUCCAGCUCCAUCCCUGGUUCCAGUGGGACGAGCACAGUUAAAACCUUCGCCAGCCAAAGCUCAGUAUUUACUGUUAGAUCCUCAAGUAGUUUAUAGAGGUAAAUUAAUAAAAGUAUCAAUGUAAGUGUGUGUGGCCUGUGCAGGUGAGGGAACUCACCAGCCCACUUGAC
Scleropages formosus (Asian bonytongue) is the source of this 1558-nucleotide messenger RNA. Its product is annotated as serine/threonine-protein kinase pim-1-like. The record is from RefSeq and is a predicted model, not a curated record. Lineage: Eukaryota; Metazoa; Chordata; Actinopteri; Osteoglossiformes; Osteoglossidae. Bases 185 to 1429 code for a protein of 414 amino acids. The transcript is spliced from 5 exons. Gene Ontology annotation, molecular function: protein serine/threonine kinase activity; ATP binding. Gene Ontology annotation, cellular component: cytoplasm. Gene Ontology annotation, biological process: negative regulation of apoptotic process; regulation of mitotic cell cycle; protein autophosphorylation.